AUGAAACCAAGACCGGCCGACGGUCAGUGGGAUUGGCGCGAAAACCUGACGGCUUGGGCGGAUAUGUGGUCUGACCAGGCCAAGCUCGAGCAGCAGAUUAUUGCCGACGCGGAAGCCACCUUACUCGGGCAGAUCUUCCACUUUGUGCACCCAAACUACUGGGGCUACGUGCACAAGGAGUGCCUGGAGCUGAACGGCACCUACAGCCAGUUCACCAACCCCAUGCUCGGCUCCGUCUACCUGGUGACCGGCUUCACCUACGAGCUCAUCUACAUCCCGGUGCUGAUCGCCAUGAUGAACAAGGAAUUCUUUCAGCAUGCCUGCUACAAAAUUAUGUUCGCCAUGGGCAUAAUGGAUAUUAUCAGCUUGGUGCCAAACGCUCUAUUGGCCGGUUACUACCUAUUCGUGGGCGGCUCCAUCUGCACGUACCCGCUGCUGAACGUCUGGCUCGGCUUCAUCGCUUACGCGUUCUGGUGCGGCUAUUGCUCGUGCGCCAUUUUGUUGGGGCUGAACCGGACGCUCGAUUUCGGAUGGCCAAGACUGGCUGAGUCGCUCUUCAAAGACUGGCGCGUCUACGUGUGGCUCGGGUUGGGCCCGGUGGGAUACGUGAUGUUCGUCCUCCUCACCGACGUCCCCUCGCAGUUCAACCCGAUUAUGGGUGGAUACUUCUUCGACAUUGACAUCUUCAAACCCAUGGAGGCGAAUACUAUCCACAUGGUCAACAACCUCGUGGUGACGACGGUGGCGUCGAUUCUUAACGUGAUGAUGGUGUCAUUCCUGGUCCGCCUCUACCGCAAGAGCUCCGUCGGCGUGUCGACCAUGCAGAAAGUCGUGGUCAUCCAGUGCCUCUCCAUUUGCAUCGUCAUGAUGAUCGCAUCGGGCAUCUACUGCUUCAUGCAGUUUAUCCCGGUGCCCGUCUUCUUCGUCGUCAUCUCCACGAUGAUGUGGCAGUUUUCAAAUGGAGCGCCCGGCGUGAUGUACGUGGUCGUCAACCGCUCGAUCCGCACGGCCGUCUUGACGAUGCUCGGCAUCCGCAAAGAUACCAAAACCGGACACCUGGCCAGCACAGCUUCCGGGAACAAGGUCGGCUCCGUGUCGGCCGCCAAAAAGGACAAAGACUCCGAUGCUGUCGAGGACAAAUUU
Molecule: messenger RNA, 1143 nt
Organism: Mesorhabditis spiculigera
Lineage: Eukaryota; Metazoa; Nematoda; Chromadorea; Rhabditida; Rhabditidae
Source: the annotation of a GenBank genome assembly